Boeremia exigua is the source of this 826-nucleotide messenger RNA. RefSeq lists its product as uncharacterized. The coding region runs from base 192 to 620 and encodes 142 amino acids. The transcript has 2 exons. Gene Ontology annotation, biological process: endosome organization. The record is from RefSeq and is a predicted model, not a curated record. NCBI's taxonomy places the organism in Eukaryota, Fungi, Ascomycota, Dothideomycetes, Pleosporales, Didymellaceae. Gene Ontology annotation, cellular component: BLOC-1 complex.
GCACCAACCCGCUUUUGGGUGUUGCAUUCGGCGCCUCGCCUGCACAUUGCGCUCCCCUCUUCUUGCCAUCCCAACGCCUGAGGCUUCCUUUUGCAGGUGCUGUAACGUGCAACAAACCCACAGCGUACGACGCUUGCUAGCUGCUUGUGGGCUGAGGAGCGUCCCGACAAUGUCCUUAAGAUAAUGUGCACAUGUCCACCGUUCGGGUCUCGGACCUGGGGCUCAACUCCUCAGAGCAGCGAUUUCUCCAGGACCAGAUUGCAACUGCCGUAUCGCAACAGGGCAGCAGCUCGUCCCGCGCCGCUUCGAGGGCUUCCAGUCAAGGCCGCUUACUCCUGGAUCCCACCAGUUUGCAGGCGCUCGGCGCCCAUUUCGAUCGUCUGAUGUACUCGAUACAGCAGCGAUGGCAAUACCUCACCCAACAGACCCAGACGGCGACCCAGGUGCAGUACGAUCGUGCUGGCAACGCAAUGCAGAUGGCCGACGCUGAAAUCGCCCGCUUCCGAUCUAUACUGCGCGAAAUUGAUGAGCUUCAAGUCGAAUUUGACAAAGUCCGCCGCAUCGGCGAGAUAGUCAAGGGCUUCAAGGCGCGAGUCGACUAUCUUGACCGCCGGUUCUGAGGCUGAUUUCAAGAUUAGUCGCGCCAUAUCUGCUUCUAUCCUCGACACUCCUUCUCACUUCACGACACCACGAAUUCAAUCACACCCCGUAAACUUUUUCCUUUGGUAGCUACAUAUAUAAGAGAGGAAGCCUCACGGCUCGGAAAACUCUAGGAAGGAUAUCGAGAAUUGGGUGCCUCACGGCAGUUGGCGUUCUGACUUGGGAC